Clarias gariepinus (North African catfish) is the source of this 942-nucleotide messenger RNA. It is a transcript of the gene mc1r, whose product is annotated as melanocortin 1 receptor. Gene Ontology annotation, cellular component: membrane. The coding region runs from base 1 to 942 and encodes 313 amino acids. Lineage: Eukaryota; Metazoa; Chordata; Actinopteri; Siluriformes; Clariidae. Gene Ontology annotation, molecular function: melanocyte-stimulating hormone receptor activity. The record is from RefSeq and is a predicted model, not a curated record. Gene Ontology annotation, biological process: G protein-coupled receptor signaling pathway. The transcript has a single exon.
AUGAACACCAUGGAGCCCAGGUUGAGUAUCGACCAUAUUGACAAUGUCACCCUCAACGUGACAGCCAGUGACAUGAACGUGACAGGCAUCGCCCAUAUCAUGAUCCCUCAGGAACUGUUCCUGAUGCUGGGCUUGAUAAGCCUCGUGGAGAACAUCCUCGUUGUUAUAGCCAUCAUCAAGAACACAAACCUGCAUUCUCCGAUGUACUACUUCAUCUGCUGCCUCGCCGUGUCAGACAUGCUGGUCAGCAUGAGCAACGUCGUGGAGACGAUGUUCAUACUGCUCACGGACCACGGCCUUUUAAGUGUGACGGCAAAGAUGCUGCGCCACUUGGACAAUGUCAUCGACAUCAUGAUCUGCAGCUCUGUGGUGUCCUCGUUGUCCUUUCUGUGCACCAUCGCAGCUGAUCGCUACAUCACUAUUUUCUACGCCCUGCGCUACCACAGCAUAAUGACCACGCAGCGUGCCAUCGCCAUCAUCGUGAUCGUUUGGCUGACCAGCAUCACCUCCAGCUCGCUGUUUAUCAUCUACCACACCGACAAAGCGGUCAUCGCCUGCCUCGUCACCUUCUUCAGUGUCACGCUGGUUUUCACAGCGGUUCUCUAUUUGCAUAUGUUCAUCCUGGCAUACGUGCACUCCAAACGUAUCAUGGCUCUUGAUAAAAACCGGCGCCAAGCCACCAGCAUGAAAGGCGCCAUCACGUUGACCAUCCUGUUGGGGGUUUUUAUCAUUUGCUGGGGUCCGUUCUUUCUGCACCUGAUCCUAAUCCUGACAUGUCCAACAAACCCUUAUUGCAGGUGUUACUUUAGUCAUUUCAACCUUUUCUUAAUUCUCAUAAUAUGCAACUCUCUUAUAGACCCUUUGAUUUACGCGUAUCGGAGUCAAGAACUGCGAAAGACGCUUAAGGAAAUAGUUUUUUGCUCUUGGUGCUUUGUCAUGUAA